AUGAAUAUGAAAUUUGAAAUGAAGGGUAAUGUCAACAGACAUUACUUUGAGGUCGAAGGUGAAGGUAAAGGAAGACUUUACGAGUAAGUAUCUCCUAAAAAGACCGACCACGAUGGAUAAUUUCACUGCAAUUUAUUUUUCAACACGGAGUUGAAUAAGAUCACAGUCUUCAGAUAAAGGCCUUAUAUCAAAGUAUCAAUCAUUUGGGAAAUAAUAAAAAAUGAGUAAAGACUUUUUUGAAAAGCAAAGUGAACAUGAUCAAAGAUUCAUAAAAAGAUUUUAAAUCGUAACCUAUGAUCUUGUUUUUAUUCGAGUUUGUGAAUUACCUACAGUCUAUGACAACGACUUUUUCGUCUGCUUCCAUAAUCAGAUGAGGUGUAAAGGCUACUGCAGAGCUCAGUCACAGCUAGAUUCAUUUGCGAUACAAAUUACCAACAGUCUCUGACAUCGACUUCUUCAUCCGCUUCCAGAUUUCAAAUCUCAGUCACAGGUAUUUGCCAUACUUUAAUUUCUCACCACUUAACAUGAAAGGUUAUGCAGUAUUUUACUUAAGUUUGAAUUAUCAUGUGUAUCAAAUAUUUGGUUCUUCCUAAUUUUCGUGUAUUUCAGGUCAUACAUGAGCCAUUUCUGAAUAUAAUUUCCAACACUCUUAUCAUCUUAUUUUAGAGGACUACAGAAAUCCACUUUUUGGGUAACUAAGGGAGGACCCCUUCCAUUUUCCUUUGACCCACUGUCGACAGUGUUCAAAUAUGGAAACAGAUGCUUUACUAAGUAUCCUGCCGGCAUGCCAGACUAUUUCAAACAAGUAUUUCCUGCUGGAAUUUCCUUUGAGAGGACAGUUAUAUAUGAGGAUGGAGGAGUUGCCACAGCCAGUGGGCACUUUAGGUAUAAAAGUGAUGAUUAGUAUAGGAUUGAUAUAAUACUCAUUAAAAGAAAUCUUCAAGGUCAUUUUUUACACGGAGAAGGUAGGGUCCUUUUUGAAAGUGUAACUUAGCUGUGAUUCUCCCGAGAACGCUAACUGUCUAGCUACAGGGGAGCAACCUACAGAAACCGUAUAGUGACCACAGAAUAUGCAAACUACUGCAUUUUUAUAUAGACAUUUGUGAGUAAAUGGUUUUAGUUUGAAAAACGUCGCAGCGGAAAUGACAAAAUCUAAAAAAAUGGCGCUAAUAUACUACAGAGCUCAUUGUAAUCUAGGUAUGUGACACAGUUAAAAGGGUAAUUUUACAUAUUUUUAUUGAUAUCUCAAAUUUUACAGUAUUGAGAACAAUUUAUUUGAGCACAUAUCCAUGUUUCAUGGCGUUAACUUUCCCGCAAACGGACCAUAAUGGGAAAGAGGACAAUUGGCUGGGACCCGUCCUCUCAGAAAAUGACCGUCUCCAACAACAUAUUGAGAGGUGAUGUGACUAUGUUCCUACAACUCAAAGGAGGCGGUUAUUACAGUUGCCAGUUUCACACUUCUUACAAGUACGUAUUCUGUUUCUGUAACAGCUCCAACGUUGGAAUAUCAUUCCUUUUGAGCAUUUGGAUCUCAUCUUCUGUGUUUUACGGGAUAAAAGCAACUGAAGAGAACGCUGAGAUAAAAAGGGCCUUGAGAUAACGGCUUUAUACUAAUUUCCCGUGUCAAUAAAACUUUUGGGAUCGAAUAAGAUUCUUCACAAGAUGCUUAAGGUUAUCUAUUGUAAUAUCCUUUACAGCUUAAAAUGUUUCCUUCCCUGCAUUUCUUAGUAAAAUAUGUUCAGGGGAUGGAAAAAACAUCAUUAUUGACACAAGUAAUUGCUGAACUUCACUGUACCAAAAACAAAGUUCAAAAGCAUCGAUGUUCAUAAAACAAGUUAAAACCCAAUGUUGAUAGAGAACGUAAAACACAUAUCUUGUAUUUUUAUAAGUAUUUUUUCCUUUGCACAGAACAAUGGGGCGGUCACACUGUCUCCGAAUCACGUCGUAGAACAGUGUGAGAACUGA
This is a messenger RNA of Pocillopora meandrina, 1965 nucleotides long. The record is from the annotation of a GenBank genome assembly. Lineage: Eukaryota; Metazoa; Cnidaria; Anthozoa; Scleractinia; Pocilloporidae.